AUGGAUUCCGCCAACACUAGCGGCAGUUUGCAAUCUUCAAGCGGUGCCGAUGAAGAGUACGAUUCACGCGCCCAAUCAUCUCAACUCUCUGCCUUCUUAAACAACCCCACCCAACCUCCUUCCUUCAACACUGCCGCUCCCAAUAACCUCCACCCACUUAUCCCACCACCGCACCACCACCACCAAAAUACCCACAUCUUCGACCCUUUAUCAACUUACCUGGAUCCGAUUACCCAAACCUCAACAUCACUUCUAAACCUCGACGUCAUGUGGUCCAAACCGGGUAGAUCCGAACCAAACCAACCCAUUCUUGCUAACUUCAUACCUUGCUCCUCAUCAUCGCCCUCGCCGCAUAACCAAGCUUUUCUCUCCACUCAAACAAGGGGCAGCAACAAUAGUGCUGCUUUUCCUACCUUGCCUCCAGAAGGUGGUUCCCGAGGACUAAUGCUUUCGGUGUCAGCCGCCAACAAUGAUCAAAUUCAAACCCACAGCACCACCACCAACAGUAUCAGUACCAACAACAACAACACCAACGUGGUUCGAAACCCAAAGAAACGGUCAAGAGCUUCGAGGCGUGCACCCACCACUGUGCUAACCACAGACACCACCAAUUUCCGAGCCAUGGUUCAGGAAUUCACAGGCAUCCCCGCACCACCCUUCACAUCCUCGCCUUUCCCGAGAACCAGGCUGGAUCUCUUCGCUUCAGCCGCAACACCAACUCUGAGAUCCAACCUUAACGUUAAUGUUAACCCUUUGGACCCUCCCACGCCACCUCCUUAUCUUCUUCGCCCCUUUCCGCAGAAACUGCAGUUCCGAAGCCUUCACCCGUUUCCUCCUUCCCUUUCCAACACCUUAUCACCCUCAACUAACUCUACAACUAAUUCAACUUCCAUUAACUACCAACAGCAGCAAAACCUGUCCGAACAUUUUGGACUUAUGAAACAGCCUCUCAACUAUAACAACGCUCCUACUCUCGAAGCAUAUCAGCAUCCCAGGUACGCUCUUGGCAACUCUUCUGUCCUUGUCUCCAGACCACAACAACAACCCUCCUUGGAAAUUCCGCCGAGUCUCAAAAUGGGGGUAUUUGAGGAGCUGGGACUGAGACACGAAUGCCAUGUUAACACCGACCUCGGGUGUCUUCAUCAGAACAUGGUUUCUUCAACAUCGGUUGGAGUGGGAGCAUUGUCAAGUGGAAACAACAACAGCAAUAACUUGAGUAAUGCUAAUCCUUCAACGGAAUGGGCCCAGAGAACGGGCACCAUUACCAACAAUGAUUGCGAUCACGCAGGAGGAGGAGGAGGAGGAGCUCUCACUGGCACUGUCAGCUACAGUGACAUUGCAGAGCGAGUCACCAAUGGCAAAGUACACUACCCAGCUUCUUCAUCGGAUUUUCAUGGAGAGAAGGGACCAGAGUUCAGUGUAACUGCCAGAAGCCAAGGUAUGGUGGAAUCCUGGAUUAAUUGUUCUUCUGAUUAA
Messenger RNA from Vigna unguiculata (cowpea), 1476 nucleotides. RefSeq lists its product as uncharacterized. The record is from RefSeq and is a predicted model, not a curated record. NCBI's taxonomy places the organism in Eukaryota, Viridiplantae, Streptophyta, Magnoliopsida, Fabales, Fabaceae.